Trichogramma pretiosum is the source of this 1210-nucleotide messenger RNA. RefSeq names its product NADH dehydrogenase [ubiquinone] iron-sulfur protein 3, mitochondrial (gene ND-30). The transcript has 5 exons. Bases 129 to 908 code for a protein of 259 amino acids. The record is from RefSeq and is a predicted model, not a curated record. NCBI's taxonomy places the organism in Eukaryota, Metazoa, Arthropoda, Insecta, Hymenoptera, Trichogrammatidae. Gene Ontology annotation, molecular function: NADH dehydrogenase (ubiquinone) activity.
UCUGGCAGCUGGCCGUGCGCGUCUGGUGGAGUGCCUGUGGCAGGUAUAUCGACAAGCAGCCGAAAUCGACGUCGAGGCUGUUGUGAAAGCUAUUGGCGAAGUCGACUUUCAGCCUCGAAUUCGCAGUCAUGGCAUUUGCUAUGAGAAAUGUCUUCUCGGCUAUCAAGUCUUUGACUCGUGUUCAAUCUCAGCCUCAACGUUAUAUUUCUGCUUGUUCCACUCUCAGGACCGCAAAGGCUGAUGAGAGACCUACCGUUAGAAGACUCGAUCAAAAUAAAGUCACCGAAUUGACAGAUUUUGGAGCAUAUGUAGCUGACUGUUUGCCACGUUAUGUAGAAAAAGUUCAAAUAGCAGCAGGUGAUGAGUUGGAAAUAUGCAUUUCUCCAGAAGGUAUUGUUCCAACAAUAUCUUUUUUAACUUACCAUCAUAAUGCACAAUUCACAAACUUAUCUGACAUGACUGCGGUUGACAUACCUAGCAGACCAUACAGAUUUGAGCUUGUUUACAAUCUGUUAUCUAUAAGAUUUGCUAGAAGAAUCCGUGUAAAAUCAUAUACUGAUGAAUUAACACCAGUUGAUUCAAUUUAUGAAAUACAUAAAUCUGCAGAUUGGUAUGAACGUGAAGUUUGGGAUAUGUUUGGAAUUUAUUUCUCAGGGCAUCCUGAUUUAAGAAGAAUUCUUACUGAUUAUGGCUUUGAAGGCCAUCCAUUAAGAAAAGAUUUCCCCCUUACAGGAUUUAUAGAGGUAAGAUACGAUGAUGAGAAAAAACGUGUUGUAGCUGAACCUCUUGAAUUGGCUCAAGAAUACAGGAAGUUUGAGCUGUCAGCACCAUGGGAACAGUUCCCUAACUUCAGAAAAGGAAAUUCAGCACCUCAACCUACUCCUGCAGAGACUGCACCAAAAAAAUAAAAUUUGCCGGAUAUUUAGAAAAUUUAAAAAUUUAAAGUAGCUCUAAAAUCUUAUUUCAUUUGUUUUUCAAGCGAAAGAAGAGACUUGUUCCAGAGAAUCAUUGUUAAAUAAAAUUAUCUCUUCUCUCAUUUGUUAAUGAGUUGAGUUCAUACAUUUUUAGAAAAAACUAAAAAUCUGUAAUUGUUUAUUGUAAAUAAAGUAAUUUUGUAUGAUAAUUAUCAUUGAUAUUUAUGAUUACUAUGUACUUGUAAGUGGGUAUAAGAAAUUCACAAGGUUUCAAAUAAAUACAAGAGUAUAAAUAA